Messenger RNA from Chionomys nivalis (European snow vole), 3925 nucleotides. RefSeq names its product developing brain homeobox 2 (gene Dbx2). Lineage: Eukaryota; Metazoa; Chordata; Mammalia; Rodentia; Cricetidae. The record is from RefSeq and is a predicted model, not a curated record. Gene Ontology annotation, molecular function: DNA binding; DNA-binding transcription factor activity, RNA polymerase II-specific. The coding region runs from base 180 to 1121 and encodes 313 amino acids. Gene Ontology annotation, biological process: regulation of transcription by RNA polymerase II. The transcript is spliced from 4 exons.
UGAAUGGGCCGGACACACCUUCCGUCGUGGUGUGAAAACCCUGUCCUGAUCUGCAGUCUGCUCCCGGACUCUGCCAGAGGUGCCGCCGAGGGCCAGGGACGCACCCCGCCGCUCCCGGUCCCGUCCCGGUCCCGUCCCCGCGCACUUGCUCGCGGCUCCCCGGGCAGCGGGCGCGCAUCAUGCUGCCCAGCGCAGUGGCGGCCCAGGCUGGAGCCUACUGGGAUGUGGUGGCGUCCUCAGCUCUUCUCGGCCUCCCCGCGCCGGGCUUCGGCAGCCUGGGCAAGAGUUUCCUGAUCGAGAACUUGCUGCGCGCAGGGGCCGGACCCACUCACGCACCCCCGCCCCCGCGUCCCUCGCCGGGUCCCGAGUGUCCGCAGCUGCGGUCGCUGCCUGCUAGCCCAGUGCCGCUCAAGCUGUGCCCGGCUGGGCCCUACGGUGCACGCUGGGCCUUUCAGAUGCCCAGUCGUGCUCCAGCGGACCGAGACAGUGCCUUCCAGCCCUCAACCCCAGUGCCUUCCAAACCCUUCCUUCUGAGCGCCCCGCCAUUCUACUCCGCCUGCUGCGGUGGGUCCUGCAGGCGCCCUGCCUCCCCCACAGCUUUUUCAAGAGAAGAACACGGGCUGCCUCUGCUGACCCAGGACUCAAAUUCCAAAGCACGGAGGGGGAUUUUAAGAAGAGCUGUGUUCUCAGAGGACCAGAGAAAGGCUCUGGAGAGAAUGUUUCAGAAGCAGAAGUACAUCAGCAAAACAGACCGAAGGAAACUUGCUGUCAGCUUGGGACUGAAGGAGUCACAGGUGAAGAUUUGGUUUCAGAACAGAAGGAUGAAAUGGCGUAAUUCCAAAGAAAAGGAAGUGCUCUCCAACAGGUGCCUCCAAGACACGAGCCUUCAAGAAGACCCGCUUGCACGGCCCGCUGUGGGAUUCCCUCCCCCGUGCCCGGCAAUAUGGGAAGUCUCCCAGCCGCACUCAAGUCCCAGCUGGAGGGAGAAUUCUCCAGAACCUGCAGAAAGACUGACCCAGGAGAAUUCAGGGGUAGCCGAAGUAAAUUCACUCCGAGGUGCCUUGUAUUUGUGUCCUGAGAAGGACGCUGGAGACAAGGAUAGACUCACUAGCGCCAUCUGAAGGGAGUAUGUUCCAUGCUCAUCUAAAAGAACCCUUAGCCUGUAACAUUUGGAUUAAAGCCAGUUAGUGUGUGUCUCAACACUGCCUUAAACUAACAGCUUGGUGUGACACCUGAGCUGAUGCCUUAGGAGAGCCAGGCUGCUGUUUCUUAUUUAGCCCUAGAUUGAGGCUCAGUGUAUAAAUGGAAUAGAACCUUCCAGAAGGUACAGUAGGACCGAAAGAAUAAAACCCACAGCCUGCUCUGAGUAUGUGUACAUAUGUGUGUGUCUGUGUAUAUGUAUGUAAACGUGCAUUUACCCUAGCAGCAAGCAGUUCUCUCCAAGUUUUACAUGGAGCAAAUUCAUUUUCCUUUUAUAUAGAAAACAUCUGAGCAAAUAUUAAUUUUUUCAAAUAAUGUAAAAUUUGGGCUUCGAUGUCACACAAUUAAUUAUGUUUGUAAAAAUUCUCAUCUUCUCGCCUUUUUGGCAUCCCAACAUACGUGAACUUGAGCAGGUCAGCCGUCCUCAUUGAAUGAGCCAUGGUUAGAGAUACACAUUGAAGAUGGAGAAGACGAACUCAACAGGAAUCUGCAACUUUUGAAUGUAGUUAUCAGUAUUUCUAGGUUUCAGGUCUGAGAUAGAGGAGGCUAUCAGGGAGGAAGGAGCACAUUUAGGUGUGAAUUGGCUUUUUUUGGGGGGGUCUCUUCUCUGUAAGGGUUAUCCUAGACCAGGGUUUUCUAAAAACAUGCCUGAGUGGAAGUCAUUGUCAGAUAAUGGGUCAGCAUUCAGUAUCUUUGUGAUCGUCUGUGCUACCUAGUUUGUAAUCAAUGGCCAAAACGCCAGGCUACUGUGUCACCAUUCUUAAGCUGCCCCUAACAGGACUGAAAAUCACAGGACUGAAAAUCAUAGCACUGACCAGCUCCGUGCUUAGUGCUGAUCCCACACUGCAUACGACCUGAAUUUCCCACCUACUUCAUACUACAUAUGUCAUGUGGUUUUUCUAUAUUAACAGACACCACCCAGAUGUUUUAUGAUUACACCGAAAUAGUCUUUGUAUAAAGUCAUAUUUCUGGUAACGAUUUUCUUAGUUAUCCAAGAAUAUUAAUUCUAAGUUCAUUCAAAACAUUGUUUUACUUUGCAGGAAAUGAAGAAAAGAAAAAGGACACAACAUGGUUUUGACUGAGGUUUUGAACAAGCGGUACAGCUAGAAGUCCUUUAUGGGACAUCCUGUUAGUGAGGAAAUGAGGAAACGACAGGGCUUCUGGCCUGCUCACCUUCUCGGCUCUGGGUUCCAAGGCUGUGGUAUGCAGAAGGGAGAAUAUUCACGAAGAUAGAAGUUGUGAUUAGCAUCAGGAAAUUAUGGCUUACUGAACAGAGCCUGGAUUGGUACAUUAACUGGUUCCUUUGCCAUCUUUGUGCUUCCUGAAGGUGGUCUUAGAAGGUUGUCUUUGAGCUCCCUUGUGGGAAGUGGGAGUCAGGGAUCUGACGACUACAUUUUACAACGUUUGCAAAGUGAGAACGCAGAGUCCUUUCUUUAGUCCUGACCUUAUUGCAUUUGUAGGCUGCUCUGUAUUGUCAGACACUGUGCUGAGCACUUAGGGUCUAUUGGCUCAUGUAGUCCUCACGGCCACAGCCCUGUGACGUAGACAGUCUUACUGAUCAGGGUUCCUGUUACUCCACCGAGGCAGCUGAGGUACAGCUUGUGGACGUGAUCACCAGAGUCACGGGGCUAGUAAAGUAAGGUGUCUAUGCCCUGGCAAUCUGGUUCAGCCCUGUGGAGCCUGCAGUGCCAUGAGUACAGGAUGCAGGUGAGAAGCAUCUGGGAAACUGGUAAGGUUUACCGAAGGGCAGCCGGAGUACACUGUAUCUUGUAGCCUCGGGUUUAGGGAGCCGUAUUCUCAUCAAUAUUCUCCUUUCUGUUCAAUUUUGAAGUUUAGCCGAAGAAUUGUCAAUCUGUGGACUCUAGUCCCAGAGAAGUACCUCAGCGUGUGAUGGGCAUGUCCUUGUUUUCUCCGUUCACUGAUGAAAAUUAUGAAGGGUUUAUUUGUAUGUGGCCGUUACGUCUUGAGGAUAACUUGGAACUUGAAUGAGAGAGAUUUGUCAAGGCCCUUUGAUUAUCCAGGUUGCAGAAAUCGGUGAGUUGCUGCUUGAAUAACUUUGCCUCAGUACCUCUGAGACUCAGUAGAGCUUCUCCAUUUAGGACUGGUCUGGUGCUCAGAUAUGUAGGUCAGUAUUUUAAUUGUCUUCCACCCUGCAAUGUGUCCAGGCUUAGGAAAGCCACACCCUAGAAAGAGAGUUUUCUGGAGCAUAGUGAUAGUACACACACGUGUGCCCUCACAUAAGCAUAUCCAUGUACAUGCUGGGUACCCUUCCAUACAAGCAUAGACGUAGUACACACAUGUGUGCCCUCAUAUACAAGUAUAGUUAUGGUAUUCACAUGUGUGCCCUCAGACACAAGCAUAGUCAUGGUAAACACUUGUGUGCCCUUACACGCCAGCAUAGGCAUAGUAGACAUGUGUGCCCUCACACACAAUAUGGUCUUGGUACACACAUGUAUGCCCUCACGAGUAUCACCAUGGUACACACAUGUGGGCUGUCACACAGAACAUCUCCACAGUACACACAUGUGUGCUCUCACAAGCAUGGCCAUGCUGCACGUACAUGUGCUCUCUCACACACAGCAUAGCCAUGGUACACACAACCUUUCUGCCUUUUCUUUGCCUUAUCUUGUCUGGAUUGGAGUGAAUGACUGGGCCCUUGCUAGAGAGGUCUCCCUUCCUUAUCCUCUGUCGGCCCCACCCCCACCCUGGCUUUGUGGGAGCAUUU